Messenger RNA from Hipposideros armiger (great roundleaf bat), 4060 nucleotides. It is a transcript of the gene NOX4, whose product is annotated as NADPH oxidase 4. Gene Ontology annotation, molecular function: superoxide-generating NAD(P)H oxidase activity. The transcript has 18 exons. The coding region runs from base 205 to 1941 and encodes 578 amino acids. Gene Ontology annotation, cellular component: plasma membrane; NADPH oxidase complex. Gene Ontology annotation, biological process: superoxide anion generation; defense response. Lineage: Eukaryota; Metazoa; Chordata; Mammalia; Chiroptera; Hipposideridae. The record is from RefSeq and is a predicted model, not a curated record.
GGCAGCGCAGACCCGGCGCGGGCCGGAGCCGCGGCGCCCGGAAGACCCGGCUCCGGGGCGCAGACCCCGCCCGGGCUGGCUCGGCGCCGGCCUCCGAGCUUCCACUCAGUCUUUGAACCCCCCCCCGGCCCCCCCCCGCCGCAGACCGCACAACUGUAACCGCUGCCCGGGCCUCCGCUGCUCCUUCUCCGGCGGGGCGGCGGCAUGGCUGUGUCCUGGAGGAGCUGGCUGGCCAACGAAGGGGUUAAACACCUCUGCCUGCUUAUCUGGCUCUCCCUGAACGUCCUGUUUUUCUGGAAAACGUUCCUGCUAUAUAACCAAGGGCCAGAGUAUCACUACCUCCACCAGAUGCUAGGGCUAGGAUUGUGCCUAAGCAGAGCCUCCGCAUCUGUUCUGAACCUCAACUGCAGCCUUAUCCUUUUACCCAUGUGCCGGACAAUCCUGGCUUACCUUCGAGGAUCCCAGAAGGUUCCAAGCAGGAGAACCAGAAGACUGUUGGAUAAAAGCAGAACAUUCCAUAUAACCUGUGGUGUUACUAUCUGUAUUUUCUCAGGUGUGCACGUGGCUGCCCAUCUGGUAAAUGCCCUCAACUUCUCGGUGAACUACAGUGAGGAGUUCGUUGAACUGAAUGCAGCAAGAUACCGGAAUGAGGAUCCUAGGAAACUUCUCUUUACAACUGUUCCUGGUCUGACUGGGGUCUGCAUGGUAUUCGUGCUAUUCCUGAUGAUUACAGCUUCUACAUAUGCAAUACGAGUUUCUAACUAUGACAUCUUCUGGUACACUCACAAUCUCUUCUUUAUCUUCUACAUGCUGCUGAUGUUGCAUGUUUCAGGAGGGUUGCUGAAGUAUCAAACUAAUUUAGAUACCCACCCUCCUGGCUGCGUUUAUCUUAAUGGAUCCCGCUACCGGAAUAGUCACUUAUCAGAGUAUCUCUCAGAACGUUUUCAUGAAUCUUUCCCAGGAGGGUUUUCAAAACCAGAUGAGCUUACCCGGAACACAUUUGUGAAAAUUUGUAUGGAAAAGCCGAGGUUCCAAGCUAAUUUUCCACAGACUUGGCUUUGGAUUUCCGGACCUUUGUGCCUGUAUUGUGCUGAAAGACUUUAUAGGUGCAUCCGAAGCAAUAAGCCAGUCACCAUCGUCUCGGUCAUAAGUCAUCCCUCAGAUGUUAUGGAAAUCCAAAUGGUCAAAGAAAACUUUAAAGCAAGACCUGGCCAGUAUAUUAUUCUACAUUGUCCCAGUGUGUCUGCAUUAGAAAACCAUCCAUUUACCCUCACAAUGUGUCCUACUGAAACCAAAGCAACAUUUGGGGUCCACCUUAAAAUAGUAGGAGACUGGACAGAACGAUUUAGAGAUUUACUACUUCCUCCAUCUAGUCAAGACUCCGAGAUUCUGCCUUUCAUUCAACCUAGAAAUUAUCCCAAGCUAUACAUUGACGGUCCGUUUGGAAGUCCAUUUGAGGAAUCAUUGAACUAUGAGGUUAGCCUCUGCGUGGCAGGAGGCAUUGGAGUAACUCCUUUUGCUUCAAUACUCAACACGUUGCUGGAUGACUGGAAACCAUACAAGCUUAGAAGACUAUAUUUCAUUUGGGUGUGCAGAGACAUUCAAUCCUUCCAUUGGUUUGCAGACUUACUCUGUGUGUUGCAUAACAAGUUUUGGCAAGAGAACAGACCUGACUAUGUCAACAUCCAGCUGUACCUCAGUCAAACAGAUGGGAUACAGAAGAUAAUUGGAGAAAAAUAUCAAGCACUGAAUUCAAGACUUUUUAUUGGACGUCCUCGGUGGAAACUUCUGUUUGAUGAAAUAGCAAAAUGUAACAGAGGGAAAACGGUUGGUGUUUUUUGCUGCGGACCCAGUUCAAUUUCUAAGACUCUUCAUAAACUGAGUAACCGAAGCAACUCAUAUGGGACAAGAUUUGAAUAUAAUAAAGAAUCUUUCAGCUGAAAAUCUUUGAGAGGAACCAGGACUCUGAAGAAGGAAUGAGUGCAAUUUCUAAGACUCUUUGAAAUUCAGCUGAAUCAAACAGCUGUGUCAUGCCAAAGAGUAGCAAGGUUUUCUUAUUUAUGAUUAUUUAAAAUGGAAAUGCAGAGAAUGUGGCAAGAUGACAGGUCACAUUACACGUUUAAUCUGGAAACCAAAGAGGCCCUGAAGAAUAUUUGCUGUGAUGAUUCAUUUUUCAAUGCUAGAAUUAAAAAGAAAACUAUUAGAUUCACACUCUUGAUUUUUAUGGCUGAUUCAAGAACUCCCCAGUGAGGAGCGGCACUGGCUUACUGUGAGGCUGAUAGCCUGGGUCCUCUUUAAAUUGUUUUUGGUUGAACAAAUGCAAGAUUGAACAAAAUUAAAAAUUCACUGAAACUCAGAUUACAUUUUCUACAUAAGUAUAAACAGAGUAGCUUUGAUUUAGAAAAGUUCUAGGCAAAUAUAUUAGAUGUUUGAAGAUACAGCACAGGAAUCUAUUGAUACGGGUAAUUAGUGUCGAUAUCUAAUCUUCCUCAUUACCGAUGCUAAUACCUAUACUUGAUAUCUGUAGACUUUAUAUUGAGUGAACCUUGUACAGAUGUUGAUAUCGUAUCUAUUUUUAUAUAUUUCUUUCUUUUUUUCCCCCCUUCUGUCUAGGGAAAUCUUCCCUCUCUUGGCAUGCAUUAGGCACAAGGAUUUAAUCAGUCAUUUUCACCCUCAAUUUAUUUAAUCUAUUACUGUUGCAUAGUAAUGAAACAAUCACUACUAUAAAUUAUAAAGGGAUAUAUAGACUAAUAACUUUUUCCCCUUUUCAGCAUUGUGAUCUCUAUUAUUUUGAUUUACUUUUUUCCCCAGCAUAAUUUAUCUUACUUUUUAGCCUCCUUAAGGGACUUUGUUUAAUUUGCACUUGAGACCAAAGGCAUCGCCUUUGUCAGUAGCCACUGAGAUAGAUAGAAGAUCUCUCGUUUGCCACACAUUGGUUUAUGCUGGAGACAUUGUAGCCGCUUUCCUAUCACAUUCCUAACAGGAAACCUGUAUUUUACUUUCUAUACAAGAUAAAUACUUCAUUAGUUAUUCAAAUUUAAGUUCAGAAUCAAGAAUACUAUUGUUGUACCUUCUGAUAUUCUGGGUCUCAGUAGGGAAUCAUUGAGUUUCAAGUUACUGUUGGGAUUACUCUGUAUGAUCCUAUCAGUAGUUCACUCUCCCUGGCCAUUUAUAGUUUUGGCUCCAGGAAAAAUCUACUUUACUACCUUAAGAAUUAAGGCUUUUUUUUUUUAUACAGUUUAGUGAUUUUGUUUAAUAGACAUCUAUCAAUUGCUAUCAAAUAUAGCACAUUGCUGAAAUCAACACUAUAACUUAUUUUACUUUGGUUAAGAUUUUCCAUGAUAUAACUUGAUAGAUGCUACUGUCACUUUUUUGCUCUGAUUCACCAAUAGUGAUCAAGCAUGUUAAACUAUUGAAUGCCGAUAAACAUAUUAUUUACAGAUAUUUCUUUCUCUCCUUGGAAUUCUAUAAUUUCCCUCUGUGGAAGGAAGUUGAGUCAGAAAAAGAUAUGGGAAAUGUGCAAUGUUCCUGCAGCUUUAUCUCUGAAGGCAUAUUUAAUAACCAAUACAUCUUGAUAACACUAUCUAAAUUAAAAAGAAUUUUCAUGAGAACAAAUAACAGAAAGAACUAGUAAAAAGAAACUUAAUUUAGUAAAAGCUUCGUGUGCAAUACUGACUCUUUAUUGGUUAUAAUUUAUUCAAGUGAUUAUAUUAAUACACUUAAUUACAGUUAAACAGGUGGAAGACUUUUCAAAAGAAGAGUGAUCUUUCCAAGUAAGUAGGUCUGCUAUUCUAGAUGAGCCCUCUGUAUAUUUUAAAUUCCAGUUGAUGUUCAAACAUUAAGUGUUAACACAGGUAAUUUUUGCUUCUGUAGGUAGGAAUGAAACUACAGUUUCAUGAGGCAUGCAUAAGAGAGCUAUGUUUUGUUUCAGGGAUUCUUUCUAGCCAAUUCUUGUCACCCAGAUCUUAAAACAAUAAUUUUAGUGGCAAUAAAUGUUAAAAUUGAAAUGGUAUCCUUGAAAUCUCUAUUAGCUUACUUUACCUUGCAACAAAUAAAGCAG